Molecule: messenger RNA, 479 nt
Organism: Closterium sp. NIES-67
Lineage: Eukaryota; Viridiplantae; Streptophyta; Zygnematophyceae; Desmidiales; Closteriaceae
Source: the annotation of a GenBank genome assembly
ACAUGGCUGCACCAACGCGCUUAAAAAAUGUUCACGUACGAACACAGCACGUGAGGUCUUCGCACGCAAAGGAAAGAGGGAAAGAGGGAGAUCAAGAGAUGGAGAGAGAGAGAAAUAGCAAGCGAGAGAGAGAAAGAGAGAGAGAGAGGGGGAGAGAGAGAGAGAGAGAGAGAGAGAGAGAGAGAGAGAGAGAGAGAGAGAGAGAGUCAAAGAAAGUGAGAGAGAGCAAGAGCGAGGGAGAGAGAGAGAGAGAGAGAGAGAGAGAGAGAGAGAGAGAGAGAGAGAGUGAGAGAGAGAGAGAGAGAAAGAGGGAGAGAGUGAGAGAGAGAGGGGGAGAGAGAGAGAGAGAAAGAGGGAGGAGAGAGAGAGAGAGAGAGAGAGAGAGAGAGAGAGAGAGAGAGAGAGGGAAAGAGAUGGAGAGAGAGAGAGAGAGCGACAGAGAAAGAGAAGGCGGAUAGAGAGACGAGUACCCCUUGCAC